Schistocerca serialis cubense is the source of this 4572-nucleotide messenger RNA. It is a transcript of the gene Eps-15, whose product is annotated as epidermal growth factor receptor substrate 15-like 1. Gene Ontology annotation, cellular component: plasma membrane; clathrin coat of coated pit; cytoplasm. Lineage: Eukaryota; Metazoa; Arthropoda; Insecta; Orthoptera; Acrididae. Gene Ontology annotation, biological process: endosomal transport; endocytosis. Gene Ontology annotation, molecular function: cadherin binding; calcium ion binding. The transcript is spliced from 19 exons. The coding region runs from base 11 to 2929 and encodes 972 amino acids. The record is from RefSeq and is a predicted model, not a curated record.
UUUUCGGUUGAUGCUUUGUGUAAUAGUAAUAGAUAGUAAAAGAACCCCUUCGCUGAUUUUAUAUGGAGAUCAGGUGGCUGGUAAUCAUAACUCAGUUUACGAGGCAUACUUCAGUCAGGUUGAACACUCCAGUGAUGGAACCAUAGGAGCCUUACAAGCUGCAAAAUUCUUGAAAAAGUCUGGUUUAUCAGAUGUUGUUUUAAGCAGAGUCUGGAGUCUUGCUGAUCCAGCUGGAAAAGGAUUUCUCAACAAAGAUGGUUUCUUUGUUGCACUGAAACUUGUUGCAUUGGCUCAAUCUGGAAUUGACGUAAAUAUGGUGAACAUUACGAUGGAUACACCACCACCAAAAAUGGGGGAUAUUCUACCUGCAAGUACAAUUCACAAUAACCUUAUGUCACCACCGGUCAUGAACAGCUCUGUAUCACUUAGUGACUGGGCAGUAAAACCAGCGGAAAAGGCAAAAUAUGAUAAAUUAUUUGAUUCAUUACAACCUCUAAAUGGAAUGAUCCCUGGAAAUAAGGUUAAAGGUGUUUUAAUGGAUUCAAAGUUGCCACUGGAAACACUGGGAAAAAUAUGGGAUCUUGCAGAUAUGGAUAAAGAUGGAAUGCUGGACAGGCACGAGUUUAUGGUGGCAAUGCAUUUAGUAUACAAGGCAUUAGAAAAGUAUACAAUUCCAAGCUCCUUACCACCAGAACUAAUGCCACCAUCGAAACGGAAAGAUAUGAUGCCAGCUGUCAGUAUGUCUAAUGUGCCUAAUCUUGGAACAGGAGGAGAUUCGAAGAGUAUUCUUCCAGGGGCUCCUUCAGUGCCUUGGGUUGUCACUGUAGAAGAGAAAACUAAAUAUGAUACCUUGUUCGAGCAAACAGAUAUUGACAAGGAUGGUUUUGUGUCCGGGUUGGAAAUAAAAGACGUCUUCCUACAGUCUGGUGUACCUCAGCCUGUUCUGGCGCAUAUUUGGUCACUUUGUGAUAUAAAGCAGUGUGGCAAGUUGAACAGUGAACAGUUUGCUUUGGCCAUGUGGCUGAUCAAUCAGAAACUACAAGGUAUAAGCCCACCAGCAACUCUCACUCCAGAAAUGAUACCACCAUGUUUUCGGACAAAACAGCCUGUUGACGGAUUAGUAGAGAACAAUAAUGCGCCUUAUUCAAAUCCUGAACUUGACAUGAUAACCAAAGAUAUAGAGGAACUCGCCAAAGAAAAACAUAUCCUUGAGACUGAUAUAGCACAAAAGGAAGCAGACAUUAAAAUUAAAAAUGGUGAAAUUAAAAGUCUUCAGAGUGAGCUGGAUACUUUAGCUGCCACAUUAAAACAGUUGGAAAACCAGAAAGGUGAAGCACAAAAGAGGCUUAAUGAUUUAAAGAGCCAGAAAACAUCUGUAGAGAAAGAACUUAAUGACAUCAAGCAGGCAUUGGAAGAAGAGCAAGCCCAGGUUGAUAACUUGAGACGUCAAGCAGAUGAGCAGGAAAUGAGCCUCAAAGCGCAAGAAGAAGAACUGAAUUCAAAGAAGCAGGAACUGGAAGGUCUCAAACAGGAAGAAGCAAGAUUAGAGCAGCAACAAAAGGAUUCUAGGAAUCAGCUUGACAAUCUGACAAAAAAUUUGCAAGAUACACAACUACAAAUUAGCCAGGUAAAAGCAAAGAUUACUCAUCUCCAAGAGCAGCAUCGACAAAUGAAUGAUGCAAUUGCGAUGUAUGAUACAGCUAUAACAGCAGGAGAUACUUCUACUGUUGUGGACACUUCACUGAAUAUUAAACCUGAAUUCAGAGAUCCUGAGUACUUAAGAAUUUGUGGUGGAAAUGACAACAGUCCUGUUGAACAGAAUAAGGCAUUAACAAAUAACAAUGAUCCUUUUGGUGGGAUGAAUGAACAUUCUGAAAAUAUUGGAGGAUUUGAUGGAGAAGAUCUUUUCAGCAAUGAUCCAUUCAAGAGCACAAAGCCAGUUCCUGCUGUUGAUCCUUUCAGCUCAAGUGAUCCGUUUAGUUCUGCCUUCCCUUCGAAACCAGCAGAUAUAUCAGUAACAGAUCCAUUUACCUCCUUUGGGACGCCAGCUACAAGUGCCAAGAAUGAUCCAUUUGAUCCAUUCGGGGAUGGGACAAACCGAAAUUCAAGCAAAUCGCCAGUGGAUAUGUCGGGCAAGGAUCCAUUUGGUUGCGAUCCAUUUGCACUGCAGCCAUCUCCGAGUGGGCCACCACCUCGCCCUGAAAGCCCGAGUCCUGCUCUUCCUCCAAAGAAGAGUAAACAGCCUCCUCCUCGGCCAGCACCACCACGGCCGCUGCAGCAGCCAGGUGGCCGCGCAGCACCUGUUCCCCCCACACCUAGCCCUGACCCUGGUCGUGACCCUUUCUCUUCACCUGACCCAUUUGCUGUACCAAACUCAUCUUCUGGAUCGUUUGCAAAUUUUGCAGACUUUGAUGCUAAGUUUCUUGGUGCAGCAGAAGGUACACCAGUUCAUUCCGUUAAGGGUGUGGGAAAGGUGUCAAAGAAGGAGUCCAGUACAACCAAAGAUUCUACAUCAUCGUCACAGAACCGUUAUGCUGCUUUGGAAUUCACGGAAGAUCCGUUCAGGAAUUACAGAUAUGAAGAUCCCUUCAAUAUUUCAGACCCAUUUGAAGACAGUACACCAAAUGGAAUGCCUUCAGUAUCGGAGAAAAAGCUCGAUCCUUUUGGACUAGAAGCAGAUGCAUUAUUUGUGAAAGAUGCAGGUAGCACAUUGAGUACUGUGAAUGGCAGUAACUGUGCAGUAGAUAAUAUUCAUGGGCCAAAGCUUGCAAUUGUUCCUCCUGAGGACCAGCAGUUGGCUUGGGCAGCUGCAGAAAGUCUGAAGUUGGAGAAUGAACGCCGAAAAAGAAUAGAGCAAGAGCAAGCUGAUUUGGAAUAUGCUCUUGCACUUAGUCGAGGAGACAAAGCAAAACCAAAAAAAGUGCUGUGAGAUGAUGUGAAAAUUUUUAUCAGGUGUUAGAACAUUAAAUCUGUUGGUAGUGUUGGAUGUAGAAUAAGAGAAUUGUAAAAUACAUUUGCAUGGUUACAUAUGAUUCCUUAUGCUUGUGUUGAUUUCUGUGCUUUUGGAUAUAUCUUAUUACAAAUAAUAUGUGUAAUUGACUGGCAUACUAUUUCUCGACAAGUGCAUGUGUGUAUUGUGCCUUCUUCCUGAUCAUGUAAUUUAUUGUCAAUUUACUGUAUGUAUGGUAUUAUGGAAACAUGGACAGUACUAUUAAAGUGAUAAUAUUGAAACAGUUACUUGCAAGUGUGAUUAGUUGCAAUUAAAUGCUCUUUAAGUUUUGUUAUAAUGAAAGGAUGUGCACUAUAUUUUUUUAUUUGAAGUUGCAUACCAUAACAUAUUGUUUAAUGAAGCACUGUCUGAAUACUGUGUAUUGUUGUAAGACUUUAGCUGUGUAUAUAUAAAUAAUGUGAAGUGCCAUUGAGGGAAACACUUUAUGUUGUUCUGUUAGACUGUCGUUAUCAUAUACCUUUUUGUACACUCAAUGUUGUAUUGGGUGCUUCAUUUAUGAGCAUUAGGUACUUGGUUAUGUGAGAUGUGCAGUAUUUAAAAAGUUCUGCUGUUAUUUGAGAUGCACUUAAUGAAUAGGUCUUCUUUAAAAAGAAAAAGUAGGUAAGUGUUAAUCCUGUAUAUAUUGAAACUGUACACUUAAUUCAAGUCAUGUAUAUAAAUAUUAUAACAGGUUGAGUCUGUAUUAGAUUGUGCAUACCUAUAUUAUGACUUAGUCUGUGAGUGGUGUUGAGCUGACUGAGGUGAUUUUUUUAUCCCAAUAGCAAGAAUGAUGAAACCAUGAGGAGGUGCAUGAAUAUUGUUUUCUCUCUGUGAUACGUUUUUCAUUAAAAUUAGUUGAUUUCUUAAAAUUCAAAGUUAUGUUAAAGAAUUUGUACAAACAUGGUUUGAAAGUAAAAUGUAACAUAAAUUGUUGGUUGAUUGUGUGUUAAUGAAAACACAACUACAUUUGGAUGUAGUAACAUAUAUGCUUGUAAAGAAUGAAUGGUAGCUGCAGCAAAAAAAAAGUAUUAUUUAGCUGCAGUGUAAUAUGUGAUAUUAUGCAUAGAUUGUAAGACACAUGAAACAUAUUUCAUUGUUACUGCAAAGCAACCAGGUAGAAAGUUGAUUUGUUACUUGUUUUUAGUUUGAGAAUUGAGAAGUAGGCUGGAUUUGAGUGUGAAAUGUUGUACGUGUCAUUUUGUGUACAAUGCAAGCCUACUUCCUUGUUAAUUAUGUUGUUCAAGCUUGUAAAAUAUUGUGGGCAACAGUAAAAUGCCUCACCUAAAUACAGCUACGAGGAGCCUCCAUAUAACUAAACUUGUUACUGAAUUGUAAAAUAUACUUGUAAGUACAAAUACUGCUUAUUUAAGUUACUUUACUAAAGUACAGAAUUUAAUUAUUAAAAUAAUUAUUUGCUUUACCUUGAAUUCACAAACGUUAGUUAAUAAUACAUGGUGCAUUCUCUCUCUCUGUCUCUCUCUCUAUCUAUCUAUCUAUCUAUCUAUCUAUCUAUCUCUCUGUCUGUCUGUCUCGCAAACACACACACACACACACACACACACACACACACACACACACACACA